Lottia gigantea (owl limpet) is the source of this 1506-nucleotide messenger RNA. RefSeq lists its product as hypothetical. Gene Ontology annotation, molecular function: G protein-coupled receptor activity. Gene Ontology annotation, biological process: G protein-coupled receptor signaling pathway. The record is from RefSeq and is a predicted model, not a curated record. Gene Ontology annotation, cellular component: plasma membrane. The transcript has a single exon. Lineage: Eukaryota; Metazoa; Mollusca; Gastropoda; Lottiidae. The coding region runs from base 1 to 1506 and encodes 501 amino acids.
AUGGCGGAUAGCGAAUAUCAACUAGAAUUGAUACCGGUAUACUUUUAUGUUGGAAUAACAAUGUUCAUAAGUAUUCUAGGCAACGGUGUCACUUGUUUUAUAUUCGGCUAUAAAUUACGACAAACUGUCACCAGAAAUUUUAUUUUCACUCUCGCCAUGUUGGAUCUGGUAUCAUCAUUGAUUUGUAUGCCGUCUGAGGUUUAUUUCUUAGCAACCAUUACAUCUUUCCACAACCCAGAACUGUGCAAAUUCUUUCGUUACAUAACAUAUGUCUUUCAUUCUUCAACAUCUUUAAUUUUAUUAGCGAUUGCCUGGGACAGGUUUUAUAAAGUUUGUCGUCCGUUAAAAGUAUUUUUCAAUGUUCGUAGAUCGCGAUGGUAUUGUGCGUGCAGUAUUGGAGCAUCUGUAUUCAUUGCUGGACCUUCUAUUUUGUUAUAUGGAACGAAAACAUUGCCUGACCACCAUGGCACCACGUGUUCUGUCGAUGACGAAAUGGAACCGACCGUGUGGCCGUUUAUUUUCUAUUUCACCUAUGCAAUGUUUUUUGCUGCCAUUGCAGUCGCCAUGGUCGUUUUAUAUUCUUUUGUGAUUAAAGAAGUCAGAAAACUGAAAAAGAAUCACGAAACUCGAAAAAGUCGUGUAAAAGAUGAACUCAAAUUAAAUAAAUAUGCCGAUGACCAGUCCAAGAAUUCGAGGGAAAGUUGUGAGGCAGAUGAUAAGGCUCAAGACGAACCUAAACCCACGAAAUAUUCACCGCUGAUACAAUCGUCCCAGUCCGACUCUGGAAUAUUGGUUCCACAUAAUGACGGACAAACUAAAAAGAUCGCAAUCGUAAUUCCAAAAAUCAGUGUUCAAGAUUUCGGACCGGAAUUGCCAAAUGAGUCAACUCCGAAAGUUCCUCUGGUGAUCAACGGGAAAGCAGUUCACCAUCUACAAAUCCACAAUAAACAUGUUGAUAAUUUACGAGCUGAAGAAGCUAGUUUCGAAUCUGAAAUCACUUCCGGUCAUGGUACUUUGACUGAUUCAGACGACGAGCGCAAUGAGGAACAGACAAUUCCACGUGAAUCUACAUUAAGAAAAGUGUUUACUAAGAAAAGAGAUAAAUGGAGCGACGAGAAACCGGAAGUAAAGCCAGAAAUGAAACCGAGUUACAAAAGACAAAGAUCUAUUGCAUAUAAACCCGGGAAAACAACGCGCAUGCUCCUUGCAGUAACGUUGUGUUUUGUGUUCAGUUUCCUCCCCUUCUUUAUAGUCGUCAUUAUAAGAUCUCAUCUGAAAGACGCAUUUUAUACUUCAAUGAACGAUUUUCAGUCAGUGUUAACCAGUAUCUUUAUCCGCUCUUAUUUAGUGAGUAAUGCUGUUAAUCCCAUAAUUUAUGGAAUAUUGAACACCCAUUUCAGACAGGAAGUGACGAAACUGAUGCGUGGAAAAUGCGCCAAAUCCCAUUCCAAAAGGCGAUUUACUUUCAAGAUGAGUUCUGAAUGUAUUGCUGAACGUGAAAAAUAG